AUGUAUAUAAAGAUGGCCACGUUAGCAAACGGACAACCAGACAAUACCAGCCUGAGUAGCAAUCACAGCAACCCCAGCACCAACGGGCAUAUGAACGGAUUAAACCAUAGUCCCGGAAACCCAUCCACCAUCCCAAUGAAGGACCACGAUGCCAUUAAGCUCUUUAUUGGGCAGAUCCCCCGUAACCUGGACGAGAAAGACCUCAAACCGCUCUUCGAGGAGUUCGGGAAGAUCUAUGAACUGACGGUGCUGAAGGACAGGUUCACUGGCAUGCACAAAGGCUGUGCCUUCCUAACAUACUGCGAAAGGGAGUCUGCUCUAAAGGCCCAGAGUGCACUGCAUGAACAAAAGACACUGCCAGGGAUGAACAGACCAAUCCAGGUGAAACCAGCAGACAGCGAAAGCCGAGGAGGUAGUUCCUGCUUAAGAAGCCCUCCUUCUUACAGAAAACUCUUUGUGGGCAUGCUCAAUAAGCAGCAGUCAGAAGAUGAUGUGCGCAGGCUAUUUGAGGCAUUUGGCAACAUCGAGGAGUGCACAAUCCUUCGGGGACCUGAUGGCAACAGCAAAGGGUGUGCAUUUGUGAAAUACUCUUCACAUGCGGAGGCCCAAGCAGCCAUCAAUGCCUUGCAUGGCAGCCAGACAAUGCCGGGAGCCUCUUCAAGCCUGGUGGUGAAGUUUGCAGAUACAGACAAGGAGCGUACGAUGAGACGCAUGCAGCAAAUGGCAGGACAAAUGGGCAUGUUCAACCCCAUGGCCAUCCAGUUUGGAGCGUAUGGCGCCUAUGCACAGGCACUGAUGCAGCAGCAAGCCGCAAUCAUGGCGUCGGUGGCGCAGGGCGGCUACCUGAACCCCAUGGCAGCCUUUGCCGCAGCCCAGAUGCAGCAGAUGGCAGCUCUGAACAUGAACGGCCUGGCGGCCACCCCCAUGACACCAACCUCAGGUGGAAGCACGCCUCCUGGCAUAACUGCACCAGCUGUGCCUAGCAUCCCAUCUCCAAUUGGGGUGAAUGGUUUCACUGGCCUCCCUCCGCAGGCUAAUGGGCAGCCUGCUGCAGAAGCUGUGUUUGCUAAUGGCAUCCACCCUUACCCAGCACAGAGCCCCACUGCAGCAGACCCCUUGCAGCAAGCCUACGCUGGAGUGCAGCAGUACGCAGGUCCUGCUUAUCCUGCUGCUUAUGGCCAGAUUAGCCAAGCGUUCCCACAGCCGCCUCCCAUGAUCCCACAGCAACAGAGAGAAGGACCAGAGGGCUGUAACCUGUUUAUCUACCAUCUGCCCCAGGAGUUUGGGGAUGCUGAGCUGAUGCAGAUGUUCCUGCCUUUCGGUAAUGUCAUCUCCUCGAAAGUGUUUGUGGAUCGGGCGACAAACCAAAGUAAAUGCUUUGGUUUUGUGAGUUUUGACAAUCCUGCCAGUGCCCAAGCUGCUAUCCAGGCUAUGAACGGCUUCCAGAUUGGAAUGAAGAGGCUGAAGGUGCAGCUGAAGAGGCCAAAGGAUGCUAAUCGUCCCUACUGA
Messenger RNA from Gymnogyps californianus (California condor), 1509 nucleotides. It is a transcript of the gene CELF4, whose product is annotated as CUGBP Elav-like family member 4. Gene Ontology annotation, cellular component: nucleus; ribonucleoprotein complex; cytoplasm. Lineage: Eukaryota; Metazoa; Chordata; Aves; Accipitriformes; Cathartidae. Gene Ontology annotation, molecular function: mRNA binding. The record is from RefSeq and is a predicted model, not a curated record. Gene Ontology annotation, biological process: mRNA splice site recognition; regulation of alternative mRNA splicing, via spliceosome. The coding region runs from base 1 to 1509 and encodes 502 amino acids. The transcript has 14 exons.